AUGCGAAUAGUACAACUGAUAUUGUCACUUCUUUUAUUAUCCGUUGCGGAAGGACAGUUUUUUGGUGGUUGUGGAAUCGGUAUGCUUGGAUGUGGCGGUUACGGUUACGGUUAUGGUUAUGGUUAUGGAAAUUACGGUGCGAUUGGUGGUUACAGUGGGAUUGGUGAUUACGGUGGUGUUGGUGGCUACGGUGGGAUUGGCGGUUACGGUGGGAUUGGUGGUUACGGUUUAUAUAGCACUGGCUUGAGUGGUUUUCGUAUGGGUUGUUGCGGGUUUGGCGGCUUUUAUGGAUGA
This is a messenger RNA of Acanthocheilonema viteae, 294 nucleotides long. Lineage: Eukaryota; Metazoa; Nematoda; Chromadorea; Rhabditida; Onchocercidae. The record is from the annotation of a GenBank genome assembly.